CGAAUGCCUUUCCCUCCUGCAGCCAUCGCUGAGGCGCCAGUGGUCAAAAUGAAGUUCAGUCCCUUUGUGACUUCUGACUGGAGCAAGAACCGUAAAAGGCAUUUCAAUCCACCUUCCCACAUUCGCAGGAAGAUUAUGUCUUCUCUUUUGAAAGAGCUGAGACACAAGUACAAUGUUCGAUCCAUGCCCAUCAGAAAGGAUGAUGAAGUUCACAUUGUGCGAGGAUAUUACAAAUGGCAGCAAAUUGGCAAAGUAGUCCAGGUUUACAGGAAGAAAUGCAUCAUCUAUAUCAAACGAGUGCAGUGGGAGAAAGCUAAUGGUACAACUGUUCAUGUGGGCAUUUACCCCAGCAAGGUGGUCAUCACUAGCCUAAAACUGGACAAAGACCGCAAAAAGAUCCUUGAACAUAAAGACAAAUCUCCCCAAGUAGGAAAAGAGAAGGGCAAAUACAAGGAAGAAACAAUUGAGAAGAUGCAGGGAUAA
Messenger RNA from Phyllostomus hastatus (greater spear-nosed bat), 483 nucleotides. Its product is annotated as 60S ribosomal protein L26-like. The coding region runs from base 4 to 483 and encodes 159 amino acids. The record is from RefSeq and is a predicted model, not a curated record. Gene Ontology annotation, cellular component: cytosolic large ribosomal subunit. Lineage: Eukaryota; Metazoa; Chordata; Mammalia; Chiroptera; Phyllostomidae. The transcript has a single exon. Gene Ontology annotation, molecular function: structural constituent of ribosome; RNA binding. Gene Ontology annotation, biological process: ribosomal large subunit biogenesis; cytoplasmic translation.